Synchytrium microbalum is the source of this 2181-nucleotide messenger RNA. RefSeq lists its product as uncharacterized. The coding region runs from base 1 to 2181 and encodes 726 amino acids. Gene Ontology annotation, cellular component: centriole. Gene Ontology annotation, biological process: centriole replication. Lineage: Eukaryota; Fungi; Chytridiomycota; Chytridiomycetes; Synchytriales; Synchytriaceae. The transcript has 9 exons. The record is from RefSeq and is a predicted model, not a curated record.
AUGGGCGAUUCGGGAGUCGAAUCUCUCUUUUCGAAACGAGUCCCCGUGACUAUAAAGGCAGCCUCACCUGCUUUCUCUUCGUCAUCGCCGUCAAAUGGCAGAAUCACGACAGGAACAAGUCUCCCAGUCAACGCAGUAGAUCCGCACUUUCAGGAGAAGAAACACACGGGAAUCACUGUUCAGGUCGCGCUCGCCGUAAAGCAGUCUGGCAGAAUAAAGGUUUUGGAAAUACAGUUGACUGAUGAAUCGGACUCCUUCUUCUUAUAUCAACUGGAUAUUGGAGAGGAUGAUUUCCAUACUCUCAAGUCCGAGCAGAACUUGCUGGUCGAUUUCGCUCAUUUUCCUGUAAAGUUUAUUGAAUUGUUGGAGGAAUGCAUUGCUUGCAAGAACGAUGAACACCCAAAGUUUCUGGCUCAAUUAGUAUCAGACUCGGCUUCCAAACAUGCUAUAUUCAGCGUAAUAGAAACGAACACCUUCAAGGCAAUCACACACUUGUCUCUUCACUUUAUUCCUGGUAACGAUGCCGCUGUCAAAACAUAUCUAGCAAAUCUAGUCAAGGAAUACAAGGCGCGUAUUUGUAAACGGGGAUCCCCGAGUGAGACGGCAUCCUUACGAUCUCAGCUGUCGAAUACUACCACCACACUGUCUUCUCGCUUACGAGAACAAGAAACUGCCAUAGGAUCACUCACUGCUGAGCUCGACAAGUUGAAGAUUUCCUCGUCAACGUCCUCCUCACAGUUGCAGAUAUUGCACGCUGAAGAGCUGGCCAAAGAAAAGGAGCGAGCUUUACGUGAACGAGAUUCGGAAAGGAGGCUCUUGGAGAAAGAGAAGCGUGACUCUGAGAUCAAAUACGAAGAUCAGCUGAAAACUCUGACCCAAAAACAUACCGCCUUGACCACAACCCACUCCCAUCUCCUGUCACAUACUCAGACGCUUGAAGAACGAUUGUCUAAUUCAUCACGACAAACAGAUCAACUGAGCAGAGAUUUGGCUACUGCCAAACAAGAAGCUGAUCGUGCCAAUGCCAUGAAUCGUCUGUUGGAAAAGCACAAAGCAGAUUCAGAACGAGAAAUAAAUCAACUUCGAGAACAGAUAAAAGAAGUUGAGAAACGAGAGCGGGAAAAGGAAGAAGGAGGGCGAAGGCAAGAUGAAGCGUUACAAGUUGUUGGAGAGCAAAAGGGCAAGUUGGAAGAUGCUCUAGAAAUGUACAAGGCACAGAAUGGUCGUUUGGAAGAUGGUCUGAAGAAGGCCACCGAGGAAAUCAACAAGGGCAAUGAAAUCAUUCGCCGAUUGCAAUCUGAGCUCAAGGCAUCUAAAUCCAAGGUCAAAUUAAAGAAUGUAGUGACUCUUCAGCAAGAAAAGCUUCUUGAUGAACGUGGAGUUACGAUAGAGCAGCAUACCAAAGAUAUUGCAAGUUUGAAGGAAGCUGUUCAGAAAAAGACGGAAGAAACUGAGUCGCUUCAAGUUCGUAAUGAAGAGUUGACGCGAAAGUUGGAAGAGGGCAAGCACAUCAUUGAAGACAACAAUCAUGUGAUUGAAUGGCUUCACAAGCAACUGAAUGAAGAAUCUUUGAGUCGACCAUUAGGUGUUACCGGUGGUUUUGGUGCGAUUGACUUUGAAAAGUAUACUUCUGACUUUCAAAAGCACCAACGAGUAUCACCAACAUCAUAUCGGGCACGUUAUCAACCAGGAACAGAGCCAGACUCCCGAUCAUCACCUCCUGGAGGGGUAACUCAACUCAAAUAUGCUCCAUAUCAAACAAUGCCUUCAUCAGCCACGAAUGGUGGUGCAACACGAUUGAAUCCACGCUCUCCACCCCGAUCGGCUAAUAUUCCUACAAGCGUGAAUGCUGGUGUAAAUACCGGUGGUGGUGGUAAUGCUGUAUCCGGUUUGGUCGGUGGUGGUGGGCUUGCUACUCAACCAAGUCCCAUGUUGGCAGCUAGCCGUCUAAGUCGAGCUACAGAUAGUGGAGGUGGAAAUACGAAUACUGUUGGAGGUGUAGCUGGUGGGACUUCGGGGCGUUGGGCGGGUGCUGCAGCUCUGAAGUCGGGGUUGCGAGAAAACAACAAUAUUGAUGCACAUAAUCGUCCAGGUGCAGUACCGAAUGGUAUGCCUACAUCUACACGUGACGAAGCUCUAGGGGGUCGUACCGUGAAUGGGAUCAAAUCCAACUACUUUUAA